AUUCCAAUUCUGCCCUCCGCUCCUCACGCUCCUGCCUGAAAAUCACCUUUUGGCAGUUCAAUUUUAGAUCAGAAUUCAGAAGCAACUAGAGCUAGAGAUAAGAGAUUCCCUUGUUUUAUUUAUUGCUGUUGUGACCUAACAGACCUAAUUUGCAGAAGCUCUUAACUUUGUCUUAAUAAGGGUGUGUUUAGAGUAGAGAUUAAUCAAUCAUCGAGAGUAAAAAAGUACCCAAAUUUUAUUUUGGUCUGGGUUCGGCUCUUAAUGGUUUCUAGGGUUCUUUUUUUGAUUCUGUACUGUUCAGCUACAGUGGUGUCAUUGUAGCCGCAGUGGUCGUACCCGCUACUACUCGGCUCUUAGCUCUUAAUGUUUCUUGCUCGGAAACAUGGAGGAUACAGUUUAGGCCCCAACAUGAAAUAAUUCUUCGCGUUUGCUCUUCUCUGGAGCUAGAUUUGUUCUCAUUUUAGAAUUAUUCAUUUUCGUUUAGUCAUUUUUCUAUUUAUUCGGAGUUGCUCUUGAUCCACAUUAGUGGAGUUUGUUUUAUUCUCUUCUUGUUCGUCGAGAGACAUGUUCAUUUCGACUGAAGAAGAGCAGAUCUCCUUGCCUUCGGAGAAGGUAAGAGAGUCAAUGGAAAUGGAAUCACCUCCUGGGUCUAACCAGGAUUCCUUCGAUGGGCUCCCACCGGUUUCUGAGUCGCCAGAUUCGCCGCCGGCGUUGGCAGCUUAUACGGAUGUUAAUGUUGUUCCUGAACAUGAAAAGAAAACGCUCGAACAGACCAUCCUGAAUCUUGAAGGAGAAAUCAUGGGAUUGAAAUCGAAGCAGAGGUCUCUGGACAAUAAGCGGAGGGAGGCGCUGAACAAGAUACUAGACCUGAAAGGCAGCAUUAGAGUAUUCUGUCGAGUUCGGCCUUUCCUAUCCACCGACAGGAGAAGACUUCAAGAACCCAUUUCUUCUGGAUCAGAGAGGAUCGUGGUUCGGUCGGCUGGAGGUAGGAAGGAAUACGCGCUAGAUAAAGUUUUCACUCAAGAGUCAAACCAAGAAGAUGUUUUCGUCGAGGUUGAACCGAUACUCAGAUCUGCACUUGAUGGGCACAACGUCUGUAUUUUGGCAUAUGGUCAAACUAGCACUGGCAAGACAUUUACCAUGGAGGGGACCAAUGAUCAGCUCGGAAUUGUUCCACGGGCUCUUGAAGAGCUCUUUUGUCAAGCUUCUCGUGAUAGUUCGGCUUCUUUUACUUUCUCAAUGAGCAUGCUGGAGGUUUACAUGGGCAGUCUCAGAGAUCUACUUGCCCCAAAGCCAUCUGGUCGAGUGUAUGACUCUGUUUGUAAAUGUAAUCUCAACAUUCAGACGGAUCAAAAUGGGUCGGUGGAAAUUGAAAAUCUCACAGAUGUCGGUGUCUCUGAUUUUGCACAAGCUAGUAGGUGGUACACAAAGGGGAGGCGGGCUCGAUCCACAUCAUGGACAAAUGUGAAUGAAAUGUCUAGCAGAUCACAUUGCUUAACUAGAAUUACUAUUGGGCGAUCUGGGGCUACGGCGGAAGGCAACACAGAAGUGAGCAAAUUGUGGAUGGUGGACCUUGGAGGAAGUGAGCGGCUAUUGAAAACAGGAGCAAUUGGGCAGACUCUUGAUGAGGGAAAAUCCAUAAACCUGUCUCUCUCAGCUCUAGGGGACGUUAUUGCAGCUUUGAAAAGAAAGCGCAAUCACAUUCCUUACAGAAAUAGCAAGCUGACUCAAAUUCUCAGAGAUUGCCUUGGUGAUGGCUCAAAGGCAUUGAUGCUUGUGCAUAUAAGCCCAUGUGAAGAAGAUGUUGCUGAAACAAUAUGUUCUUUGAAUUUUGCGAAGAGGGUGAGAGGGGUAGAGUCCAAUAGGGAACUUCCAGAGGACUUGAAGAAGCAGCGGGCAAAGAGGAUUGCUGAGCUUGGUGAAGAGAUGAGAGAUGCUGAAGAAGAGUGUCAUAAAGUAAGGAACCAACUACAGAGAGCUGAACUUCUCUUACAUGAAAACAAGAAGCUUUUCUCAACCACUUAUGGACUUCUUGAAGAAGACCAGAAAGAGGCUCUCCUAACCCCCACCAAAGAUCAUAGAGAAGUCAGAGGAACUCCUCUUACAGAUGAUAAAUUUACUAGAAGAAAUGUUUUCCAUUCUAUGCCUCGGUUCAUGACUUCAACAGUUGCCAGUCGCCAAAGGCAAAACUCCAUGGAAGGGGAAAUUAAUAGAAGAGUGAGAACUUCAAGAUCUGGGACUAGAAGUACAAUAUUAUUUUCAGCAUCUCAGUCACUCAGUUACACAGAUCCUCAUUUUAAGAUGAUCCUUCGAAACAGACAUAAGAAACCCCGGCAUGGAGAACAAAAUACUCUACUUGCAGAGAGCCCAAAUUGCAAUCUGUCGGCCUCGAUGGCAUCUUCCAUACCACGAAACAAGAGGGUCACUACCUCUUAUUCUAAUUUGAGAGUCACAGUGGGUCACCACAGAAGAAGGAUGUCAGAUCUGAUCUGAGGGAAUAAAAUUCUUUACCAUAGCUUUUUAACAUUCUGUAAAAUGUGUUUUGUUUUCAUGUUUCGGUUAAAGGUUAUAAAGUGCUGAGGUCUUGUUUUAUUUUCCAUUGUAUACUGGCAGUUUGUUCAGGCUUUUAUGCGAUCUGUUAAAUAUUUGUCUAGUGAUCUCAUCUGACCACCUGGAACUAGAUCUUUACUGUAUUCAAAGAUUAUUUUGGAAACAUCUGAGGCUUGAAUUUUGUAUC
Molecule: messenger RNA, 2737 nt
Organism: Nelumbo nucifera (sacred lotus)
Lineage: Eukaryota; Viridiplantae; Streptophyta; Magnoliopsida; Proteales; Nelumbonaceae
Product: P-loop containing nucleoside triphosphate hydrolases superfamily protein
Biological process (GO): microtubule-based movement
Cellular component (GO): microtubule cytoskeleton
Molecular function (GO): ATP binding; microtubule binding; microtubule motor activity
Source: RefSeq, a predicted model, not a curated record